CCCCAACAGAUCUUUCUUUUGUCUCCUUCCACACUCUUCAUUCCUGGGAUGGUGAUGGCUUCCACACUCACUUUCCAAACACUUUCAAUUCUUCCUAACAAGCCACACCAUCAUCAUUCAACAAAACUUCAUCCACUUCCUCCGAUCUCUUCAAGAUUCAAUCUUUCAAAAGAUCCUCCCAUUCUCAACACACAAAAAAUAUUGGAUCAAUCCAGCAAUGUUCUCAAAACUGCCUCUCUUUCCCUCACAUCACUCGCACUCCCCUUCUUGUUAGACCAAAAGGAUGUAGCACUUGCUGUUGAUGGGGAGUUUGGUGUAUUUGAGGGAAGAACGUUUGCUCUCAUACACCCCAUUGUCAUGGCUUCUUUGUUCUUGUAUACCUUGUGGGCAGGAUAUUUGGGGUGGCAAUGGAGGAGAGUCAGGACUAUUCAGAAUGAGAUUAAUGACCUCAAGAAACAACUCAAACCUACACCAGUCACUGCAGAAGGUACACCACUAGAAGUGCCACCAUCUCAAAUUCAACUCAAAAUUCAGCAACUCACUGAGGAGAGGAAAGAGCUAAUCAAAGGCUCUUACAGGGAUAGGCACUAUAAUGCAGGAUCCAUACUUCUUGGAUUUGGGGUGCUUGAAGCUGUUGGUGGAGGAUUGAACACGUGGAUCAGGACAGGAAAGUUAUUCCCAGGUCCACAUCUGUUUGGAGGAGCAGGAAUUACAGUGUUAUGGGCACUUGCAGCAGCUUUGGUACCACCAAUGCAGAGAGGGAAUGAAACAGCUAGAAGUCUUCACAUUGCGUUGAAUACGUUAAACGUGCUUCUGUUUGUGUCUCAACUUCCCACAGGAUUUGACAUUUUACUGAAAGUGUUUGAGUUCACAAAAUGGCCUUGAAUUGAAUGUUCUCCAUCUUGCAAUCACCCCAAAUCCAUAUUUUAUAAUUACACUUUUUUUUUUAUCAAAGUGCAAAUGUGUGUUUAAUCAAAGUGAAGGAGUGUCAUUGUUAAUAAUUGAGAAAUCUUAGAGUAGUGAAAUUCAGAUUCAAACAAUAUAUUAUGUAAAUGUAAAUCGUUUUAUGUAUGUCGAUGAUAUGGUUAUGGAGCUAUGUUGUAUACUGUAAUA
Molecule: messenger RNA, 1113 nt
Organism: Vigna umbellata (rice bean)
Lineage: Eukaryota; Viridiplantae; Streptophyta; Magnoliopsida; Fabales; Fabaceae
Cellular component (GO): chloroplast thylakoid
Source: RefSeq, a predicted model, not a curated record